UCAUGCUGCUGCCAGGUCCAGAGUCUCUCAUGGGUCCCUGUACGGCCUCCCAUUGCUGCUGUCUCCAUCGCCACACUCUGCCAUGUGCCACUUUCAGGUCUCCUCACACUGCUGGUGUGUAGAAUUUUUUGACAUAGGGUGCUGGCAGAUUACGGGCCUCCCAUAGCUGCUGCCAGGCCCCUAAUCUGCCAUAGGCCCCUAUAUACCGCCUCCUCAUGCUGCUGCCAGGUCCAGAGUCUGUCAUGGGUCCCUGUACGGCCUCCCAUUGCUGCUGUCUCCAUCGCCACACUCUGC
Messenger RNA from Staurois parvus, 294 nucleotides. Lineage: Eukaryota; Metazoa; Chordata; Amphibia; Anura; Ranidae. The record is from the annotation of a GenBank genome assembly.